AUGACGACGACAACAAAUACUCGUCUAUUUAUUCUUGUUACUGGCGCAGCUGGUAGAAUUGGUAGUUAUUUUACUAAAAAUGCUAAUAAACAGAAAUAUAAACUUCGAUUAAUGGUACAUCCUUCGAAUCCGCCAGAAGAAGUUGAAUCAUUAAAAUCACAUGGUGAAGUUAUCGAAGCUGAGUUGGAGAAAGUGGAAAGUUUAUUAAAAGCAUGUGAAGGUGUUCAUACAGUUUUUCAUUUAGCUGGACAACCAACAGCGAAAAAAUCGGGCGUAAAAAGAGUCAUUUAUGCAAGUUCUAUUCAUGCUAUAUCAGGUUAUCCUAUAGAUACACAAGUUAGAACAAUCGAUCUAGUAAAUCCAGGAGAUCUUUAUGGUGUAAGUAAAUGCUUUGGUGAAGCACUUGGACGCUAUAUGGGUGAGCAAGAAGGACUUUCAACAAUUGCAAUACGUAUAGGUUCCUACCAGCCUUAUUCAAUUAUAAAAGAUGAAUCAAGAAGUGCUGCAUUUAUGAAUAGUUGGUUGUCACAACCUGAUGCUGUUCACUUAUUCGAAAGAUGUAUUGAUGCACCACUUACUCUAAAAUUCGCAAUUGUACAUGGUCUUUCACGUAACACAUUUAAUCGAAUGGACAUUAAUUCAACCUGUGAAUUAUUGGGUUAUGAUCCACAGGACAAUUUUUUUCAAGCACAGGAAUGUUUUAAACCAUUAAAUAUAACAAAUAGAUUUCCUACAUUUAGUCUUCAUGAUUCGCAACAAAAAUCUGGUCUUCGAGAUAAAUCACCAGAACAAACAAAAGAGAAUUAG
Rotaria sp. Silwood1 is the source of this 807-nucleotide messenger RNA. The record is from the annotation of a GenBank genome assembly. NCBI's taxonomy places the organism in Eukaryota, Metazoa, Rotifera, Eurotatoria, Philodinida, Philodinidae.